UAGUAGGUCCCUCUCCAUAGCUUCUUCCAAGAUUGAGUUGUUCAGUACAGAUGAGAGAUGACCACAGCUGAGCUAAAUCCACUGCCGUCUCGUUCCGUUUUUCUCGGUGUCGACGUUGGCACUGGAAGCGCCCGUGCCGGUUUGUUCGAUGAAAAUGGUAAGCUUCUAGGCUCUUCUAGUAGCCCUAUUCAGAUUUGGAAGGAUGGGGACUGUGUUGAGCAAUCUUCAACAGAUAUUUGGCAUGCGGUUUGUGCAGCUGUGAAAUCUGCUUGCUCUCUUGCUAAUGUCUCUGAACUGGAAGUCAAAGGAAUUGGCUUUGCUGCUACUUGCUCUCUCGUGGCGGUAGAUGCUGAGGGUUCCCCUGUUACUGUGUCUUGGAGUGGUGAUUCAAGAAGGAACAUUAUUGUUUGGAUGGACCAUAGAGCUGUUCAGCAUGCAGUAUUGUGGUGGCGGUGUUUCUCCUGAAAUGGAGCCACCAAAGCUUCUAUGGGUGAAAGAAAAUCUUAAGGAGUCUUGGUCAAUGGUUUAUAAGUGGAUGGACUUGAGUGAUUGGCUAUCUUACAGAGCUACUGGAGAUGAUACACGUAGUUUGUGCACAACAGUGUGCAAAUGGACUUAUCUUGGCCAUGCACACAUGCACCAGAUGGGUGAGAAGGCUUCUCGUGAUAUGGAAGCGUGUGGAUGGGAUGAUGAGUUCUGGGAAGAAAUUGGUUUAGGCGAUUUGGUAGAUGGUCACCAUGCUAAGAUCGGACGAAGUGUAGCUUUUCCGGGACAUCCACUGGGUAAUGGUCUAACUGCAUCCGCUGCUAAGGAACUGGGCCUGUUGGCUGGAACUCCUGUUGGGACUUCACUCAUUGAUGCUCAUGCCGGUGGUGUUGGAGUAAUGGAAAGUAAAUCAGAUUCGGACUCCUUGACCAAAGAUUCAGAUGUGGAUACUUUAUGCUCUCGAAUGGUCUUGGUAUGUGGAACAUCAACUUGCCAUAUGGCUGUUUCCCGUGAAAAGCUAUUUAUCCCUGGCGUGUGGGGGCCUUUUUGGUCAGCAAUGGUUCCGGAGUAUUGGCUUACAGAAGGAGGACAAAGUGCCACUGGAGCUUUACUUGAUCACAUCAUCGAAAAUCAUGUUGCUUCUCCUCGUCUUGCCAAUCGUGCUGCUUCCCAGAAAGUUUCUGUGUUUGAACUGCUGAAGAACAUUUUGAAGACUAUGGCUGAAGAUACAAGUUCACCAUUUAUAGCUGCCCUUACCUCAGACAUGCAUAUCCUUCCCGACUUUCACGGAAACAGAUCUCCUGUUGCUGACCCAAAUUCGAAAGGAGUCAUAUUCGGAAUGACUCUUGACACAUCCGAGAAGCAGUUGGCUCUACUAUACCUCGCCACAAUACAGGGAAUCGCAUAUGGUACACGUCAUAUUGUAGAGCAUUGCAAUGCGCAUGGUCACAAAAUUGAUACACUGCUUGCUUGUGGCGGCCUUUCAAAGAACCCAUUGUUCAUCCAAGAACAUGCUGAUAUAGUUGGUUGUCCAAUUAUUCUUCCACGAGAAAGCGAGUCUGUUCUCUUAGGAGCAGCAAUUCUUGGAGCAGUUGCUUGCAAGAACUAUCCUAGUCUCCAUGAUGCCAUGAAAGCUCUUAACGCAGCUGGACAAGUGGUCCAUCCAUCAUCAGACCCUAAGAUUAAGAAGUAUCACGACGCCAAAUACCGUAUUUUCCGUGACCUCUACGAACAGCAAUUGUCUCACCGUUCCACCAUCGCCGAAGCUCUUGCAUAGUGUCCCUGAUCAACCAAAAACUGUAUAGUUCUCUGCAACAAACUCUCUUUUGCUACUUUUACAUUAAUAAUAACUGGCUUGGAUAGCCUUUCUUGACUUUCUCUGCAUAAAAUGCUACAUAAUGUCAUGCUACAUGUGGUUUUACUUAGACUAUAUAUUCUUUCAAAAAGUUAA
This is a messenger RNA of Camelina sativa (false flax), 1936 nucleotides long. RefSeq lists its product as uncharacterized. Gene Ontology annotation, biological process: carbohydrate phosphorylation; pentose metabolic process. Lineage: Eukaryota; Viridiplantae; Streptophyta; Magnoliopsida; Brassicales; Brassicaceae. Gene Ontology annotation, molecular function: D-ribulokinase activity. The record is from RefSeq and is a predicted model, not a curated record. Gene Ontology annotation, cellular component: cytoplasm.